ACAGUGUUGACUUGACGCACCCGUUUGCGAAUGAUCUGUCACCAAUACAACUCUUUCGACCCUCCGAAAAAUUAUACAAUACGAUCAGCAUAAAUUCAUACACCUUAUUUUUGUCGUGCGUGGGUGAAUGAGGUUUUGCGAGUUAUACGUCACUCCUACUAAGUAUUUUCGAACUUCUGUUUUGUUUCGCCGCUUAUCGUCCUCGUGGAUUCUGGAGCAAACCAAGUGGAGAACAGAAUGAAUUUAAAAAAUAAAAAUAAAAAAUAGUCAGUAAUACAUAAAAGAAAAGAGAAGGGGAUUGAGCGAUAGUGGCUCAACAGAGUGGGGAUUUGUACGUCGACGAUCAAACCGUCUAAAAGGUCUUGUAACAGAGGGGUUAGUGCGAGAGAAAGAACGACACGAACUGUAACCGUUUUUCUAGAGUUAGCGGGAAGAAGACUGAAGUACACGCGGAAAAAUGAACGAUAUGGAAGCGUAUGGUGAUGGAUACAUGGAGCCCGAGGAAGAGUGGGAACGAGAAGGAUUACUUGAUCCUGCUUGGGAAAAACAACAGAAAAAAACAUUCACAGCAUGGUGCAAUUCGCAUCUUCGAAAAGCUGGUACUUCGAUAGAUUCAAUCGAAGACGAUUUCAGGAAUGGAUUAAAACUUAUGUUGUUAUUAGAAGUAAUUUCGGGUGAGACAUUACCGAGACCUGAUCGUGGAAAAAUGCGCUUCCAUAAAAUAGCCAACGUAAAUAAAGCCUUAGACUAUAUUGCUAGUAAAGGCGUUAAGUUAGUUUCCAUUGGAGCAGAAGAAAUCGUCGAUGGAAAUUUAAAGAUGACUUUGGGUAUGAUUUGGACAAUAAUUCUUCGCUUUGCUAUUCAGGAUAUUUCUGUGGAAGAAAUGACCGCAAAGGAAGGUCUACUAUUAUGGUGUCAGCGAAAAACAGCGCCUUACAAAAACGUUAAUGUUCAAAACUUCCAUUUAUCCUUCAAAGAUGGUCUCGCUUUUUGCGCUCUUAUUCAUCGUCAUCGUCCAGAUCUUAUUGAUUAUAAUCGUUUGAGUAAAGAUAAUCCAUUAGAGAAUCUCAAUACAGCGUUCGAUGUUGCUGAGAAGUAUCUUGAUAUUCCACGCAUGUUGGAUCCAGAUGAUUUAAUCAACACUCCUAAACCGGACGAAAGAGCCAUCAUGACCUACGUGUCUUGUUACUACCACGCUUUUCAAGGUGCUCAGCAGGUCAACAUGCGAACUACGGCAAUGCCUGAUGAGAGAGCUGUGAUGACCUAUGUUUCCUCAUACUACCAUUGUUUCAGUGGAGCACAAAAGGCGGAGACUGCAGCAAACAGGAUUUGCAAAGUUUUGAAAGUAAAUCAAGAAAAUGAACGUUUAAUGGAAGAGUACGAACGAUUGGCUUCCGAUCUUUUAGAAUGGAUCCGACGAACUAUGCCUUGGUUAGCUAGUCGACAAACUGAUAAUUCUCUCGCUGGUUGUCAAAAAAAACUCGAAGAGUACAGAACUUAUCGUCGUAAACACAAGCCUCCUCGUGUUGAACAAAAAGCUAAACUCGAAACGAACUUCAACACACUUCAGACUAAGCUUCGGCUUAGCAAUCGACCAGCUUACAUGCCUACUGAAGGCAAAAUGGUUUCUGACAUUAAUAAAGCUUGGAAAGGUCUUGAGUUAGCUGAAAAAGCUUUUGAAGAAUGGCUUCUAUCUGAAAUGAUGCGUCUUGAACGUUUAGAGCAUUUAGCACAGAAGUUUAAGCAUAAAGCUGAUGCACAUGAAGAAUGGACUACAGGUAAAGAGGAGAUGUUAACGUCUCAGCAUUUCCGUCAAUGUAAGCUCAAUGAACUCAAGGCUUUGAAGAAAAAACAUGAGGCUUUUGAAUCUGAUUUGGCUGCACAUCAAGAUCGUGUAGAACAAAUCGCAGCAAUUGCUCAAGAACUCAACACAUUAGAAUACCAUGACAGCGCUUCCGUAAAUAGUAGGUGCCAACGUAUCUGUGAUCAAUGGGAUCGUUUAGGAACUCUGACGCAGCGUAGACGUCAAGCCCUUGACGAAGCUGAACGUAUUCUUGAAAAAAUUGACGUACUUCAUUUAGAAUUCGCUAAACGUGCCGCUCCAUUCAAUAAUUGGCUAGAUGGAACGAGGGAAGAUUUAGUUGACAUGUUUAUCGUUCAUACAAUGGAAGAAAUUCAAGGUCUAAUGGAUGCCCAUGCGGCAUUCAAAGCUACUCUUGGUGAAGCCGAUAAAGAAUACAACUCGAUUGUAGGCCUAGUUCGUGAAGUUGAAUCUAUUGUCAAACAAUUCCAGAUUCCUGGUGGACUUGAGAAUCCAUACACUACUCUUACAGCUUUGGAUCUUACGAAAAAAUGGAGUGACGUAAGGCAAUUGGUACCACAACGCGAUGGUACACUUCAAGCAGAAUUGCGUAAACAACAAAACAACGAACUCCUCCGCAGGCAAUUUGCUGAAAAAGCCAAUGCUGUUGGACCAUGGAUCGAACGACAACUUGAUGCAGUUACUGCUAUUGGUCUUGGACUUCAAGGUACACUUGAAGAUCAAUUGCAUCGUCUUAAAGAAUAUGAACAAGCAGUUUAUCAAUACAAAGCACAUCUUGAAGAACUUGAAAAAAUUCAUCAAGCUGUUCAAGAAGGUAUGAUCUUCGAAAAUCGCUACACUCAAUAUACCAUGGAAACAUUACGUGUUGGAUGGGAACAGCUUUUGACCUCUAUUAAUCGUAAUAUCAAUGAAGUUGAAAAUCAAAUUCUAACUCGUGACUCCAAAGGUAUUACACAAGAACAAUUGAAUGAAUUCCGCAGUAGUUUCAAUCAUUUCGAUAAGAAUCGAACCGGUCGAUUGGCUCCUGAAGAAUUUAAAUCGUGCCUUGUAUCACUUGGCUAUUCAAUUGGUAAAGAUCGUCAAGGUGACAUUGACUUCCAACGUAUUCUUGCAAUUGUUGACCCUAAUAGUUCAGGAUACGUACAAUUUGAUGCCUUCCUCGAUUUUAUGACACGCGAAUCUACAGAUACUGAUACUGCUGAACAGGUUAUUGACAGCUUCCGUAUACUUGCUGGUGACAAGCCAUACAUCUUAGCUGAUGAAUUACGGAGAGAACUACCACCUGAUCAAGCAGAAUACUGUAUUCAGCGAAUGCCACCUUACAAAGGACCUAAUGCUCAGCCUGGUGCCCUUGAUUAUCGCUCGUUCUCAACGGCUCUCUAUGGCGAAUCAGAUCUUUAAAGCUGUUAUAAUUUUCACAAUAAUAUAAUCGUAAGAUCGUUUUAUGAUCUUUGUCAGAAAUACUGUGAAGCGCUUACGAUUAAUACUUAUUCACUACUUACAUAAAAAGAAAUUUAUACGAGAUGUAAAAUCAUUGUAGUUUUUAUCGCUUACAUGUACAUUCAAUGAAUAUAAAGCUUCCAACGUUCGCCCUAAAAUAACGGCGUGAUGAACAAAACUAUAUUUCAUAUACGUUUUUAGUCGAUA
Molecule: messenger RNA, 3469 nt
Organism: Cotesia glomerata
Lineage: Eukaryota; Metazoa; Arthropoda; Insecta; Hymenoptera; Braconidae
Gene: Actn
Product: alpha-actinin, sarcomeric
Exons: 11
Coding region: 458-3223 (921 amino acids)
Biological process (GO): muscle cell development; actin cytoskeleton organization
Cellular component (GO): plasma membrane; cell junction; cell projection
Molecular function (GO): actin filament binding; calcium ion binding
Source: RefSeq, a predicted model, not a curated record